ACUUGAAGCGCCGACUUCAGGUAGUAGAUAAACUGAAACGGGGCUCCGAAGAAGAUUUUUUGAUUGUUCGGUGUUAAAAAGUUUUAAUAAUAAUUUUCAGUGAUUUUUUUUAAUCUAAUUAAAAAUUAUUUUAUUGUAGUUUAUUAAAAAAUCGUUAAAAUGAUUCUUUUAACGAAAACACCUUCUUCUUCUUGGACAACUCUAUCACUGUUAAUAGUACUGAUGAUAAUUUCGUGCCAUUUCGAAGACGUAUUCUGUCGAAAAUCGAAGAGAACGAAGCCGAGCAAUCCGCCGCCUCCACAGCUUCGCGAGGAGCAAUUUGUCAAAUUCGUCCGGAAAGACGCUCAGAUAACGGCGUUCCUUCGCCAAGGACAGAACAAGACAUUCUAUACCUGGUCGAAUACAAACAACUCUUAUUUGUCAAUAACGAUCUUAACGUGUUCUUCGGAGUUGAUUUGGACAUUGGAUUACAGUUUGGAUAAUAGCAGCGUUGAUGUGGAUGGUGCUGUCGAUAACAAGAACCGAAAGAACUUGUUAGGAAACUUGUCGUCGAGUAGCAGAAAAGUGGUAGACAUCGACACGCUCAGUUUCUGGACCCAGAAAGGAUUGUACGCGAUAAACGUCAAAUCGGAAUACAAGUCAACGUUCUUGCACCUGUACGUUAGUACAGUUAUCGAGUUUCCAUUUGAUGCACUACAAAAUUCGCAUUCGAAUUUAAAAGUCUCGAAACGAAGAAGGAAACGUCUAACAGUAACCUGGAAUCCAAGGUUUUUUUUUUUAUUUUAUUGCAUUUUCCAUUCACGUCCUAUUCUUUAUUCUUACAAGUUAUUAUUAGGAUUAGUGGUGGAACGGAUAUCCGGAUAGUUAAUAAUUAACUAGUUUU
Molecule: messenger RNA, 883 nt
Organism: Onthophagus taurus
Lineage: Eukaryota; Metazoa; Arthropoda; Insecta; Coleoptera; Scarabaeidae
Source: RefSeq, a predicted model, not a curated record